This is a messenger RNA of Danio rerio (zebrafish), 3439 nucleotides long. The record is from RefSeq and is a predicted model, not a curated record. NCBI's taxonomy places the organism in Eukaryota, Metazoa, Chordata, Actinopteri, Cypriniformes, Danionidae.
UACAUUCAUAAUCGAAGGUCACAGUAAUAAGUCCCGCAUAUAAGUUGACUCGAGUAGGUUCACCGAGUUCACUCUCCAUCAGCCCGAGCUCCAUCCCAUUCCGCUGUCUCUUUCAUCAGCCCAUUGUGUGUGAUGAUCGCGCAUGAGAAACCAUCUACAGUAUCAGGAGAUGUUAUAAGGUCCGCCUACGUCAUCCUCCGCGUGCCAUAGGAGCAGAAAAAAACGCGACCAGCCAUUCAUGCUCGCGCGUGCGGCUCCGUCAGGUUACUAUGCCACCGUCCUCCCGUCGACGCUACCUGAGGGCGUCCUUUCUUCCCGGACUGCGGCGUUUGGAUGCUGUGUUCUUGGCCAAUAAGUUCCACUGCAUUAUGCUGAAGUUUGAAAGUAAUGCCCGAGGAUGUUAAGUCGCCCGGAAAGCCGUGGUUGGGCGAAGGAGCGCGCGUCCUUUGUGCGUUCAUUCAUCAGCUGCUUCCCUGCUGCUUUGUUUUGAAGAGAGGCGGUGGUCAGCCGCGUGGAGCUCAUCUGGAAGGUGAUCUACUCAACAUGAGUCUGCAUGGAGCCAGUGGAGGAGCAGGAGCCCUGGAGCAGCACAGAGAGAGGAGGAGGUCUGGAGACCGCUCCAGAGACUCUUCACAUGACAGAGGAGAGGGUCAGCUCACUCCUUGCAUCAGGAACGUCACCUCACCCAUACGCCAGACCCUCGGCGAGCGUGAGCGGGACUCAGGCUGCUCAUCGCGCUCCACCAGUCCCAGGCCUCAGAAAGCAUGCUCCUCCAGUCUCUUCUACACCGACUCCCAUGGAAAAACCCACAGCUCCGACAUGAUCUAUGUCUGCGAAAACCUCAAAGAGGGCCCUCGCAGUUUGAGGACUGCUGAAAGAGUCACUCUGAUUGUAGACAACACUCGUUUCGUGGUCGAUCCAUCCAUCUUCACCGCUCAACCCAACACCAUGCUUGGCAGGAUGUUCGGAUCUGGACGGGAACACAACUUCACGCGUCCUAAUGAAAAGGGAGAGUAUGAGGUUGCAGAGGGAAUCAGCUCCACUGUGUUCAGAGCCAUUUUGGAUUACUAUAAAUCGGGGAUAAUCCGCUGCCCUGAUGGGAUCUCCAUCCCGGAGCUGAGAGAAGCAUGUGACUACCUCUGCAUCGCCUUCGACUACAGCACCAUCAAGUGCAGAGACCUCAGUGCCCUCAUGCACGAGCUGUCUAAUGACGGCGCACGGCGGCAGUUUGAGUUCUAUCUGGAGGAGAUGGUGCUGCCGCUGAUGGUGGCCAGUGCUCAGAGCGGAGAGAGAGAGUGUCAUGUGGUGGUGCUGACGGAUGAUGACGUGGUGGACUGGGAUGAGGAGUACCCACCGCAGAUGGGAGAGGAGUACUCACAGAUUAUAUACAGCACAAAACUCUACCGGUUCUUCAAAUACAUUGAAAACCGAGAUGUUGCCAAGUCUGUUCUGAAGGAGAGAGGACUGAAGAAAAUUCGAUUAGGCAUUGAAGGAUACCCAACCUACAAAGAAAAAGUGAAGAAGCGUCCUGGCGGCCGUCCCGAGGUCAUCUACAACUACGUCCAGCGGCCCUUUAUCCGCAUGUCCUGGGAGAAAGAGGAGGGCAAAAGCAGACACGUGGACUUUCAGUGUGUGAAGAGCAAGUCAAUCACUAACCUGGCUGCAGCGGCGGCAGACAUUCCUCAGGACCAGCUGGUGGUGAUGCAUCCUGGGCCACAGGUGGACGAACUCGACAUCCUCCCAAACCACCCACAGCCCAGCCAACAUUAUGAGCCCGAUCCUGACGCCUCGUCCCCAGCCAUCUGACCCUCACACACACACACACAAACACACACUCCACUGGUCCCGCUGCCAAGACCGCAUUGCCUUUCUAGUCUCUCCCGCCUUACACGAGUCUUCAAGACAAGCACUGCGGCAGCACACCUCCUCCAGACACUCUUUCCUGGACACAACUCAGCCAAAGCAGGUUUUGAUUUAUUUGAGUAGAUAAUCAAUGUUGAUAAUCACUCCUUACGUUCAUUAUUUAAGCAAAGCCAUGCACUGGGGGGAAAUGUACAAGUCAAUAGUAACUUUGUCCUAACAUUACAUUUUUUUUUUAGAUGAAAAAUUACAAUUUUGAGUUGUAAAAUACAAUUUGAAGAAACAAAAGUCAGAAUUAACCAGCUACUGCAAGACAAGUCAGAUGUGAAAAAGGUGCAAUUUUCAUUAUUCAGUCAAAUUAACAACAAUAAUAAUAGAACAAUUGCAAGAUGUAAACAUCUGGAGAAAAAAAACGUCAAAACUGCCAAUCUGAACUCAUAAAUUGGGUUUACGUCACACUUUUAACUCCUUGAAUUGCAGUAGCAAAAUUGCCAGAAAUGCAAAAUACAAUGAGUUUUUAACUUGCAACUGUUAGAAAAAAAGGAUAAUUUAGAGAAACAUGCAGUUCUGAAACUCGCAACGUUAAGUUGACAUGAAAAAAAGAAAGUUCCAAUUGGCGGAUAAAAGCUUCAUAGUUUGCUGUGGUAUAAAUAGAAGGAUGAAUGUGAUGUAUAGAGCUUCUUGUCCAGCAUGUGACCCACUUUAAAUUGUGUCUCACUCAGGCAGAGGAGAUCAUUGGACAAGGCAAAACACAACACAGUGAGUAUAGAAUGACAUGAAACGCAGAGGCUGCUGACUCAUCAAUAAACACAGCAACCAUCCAUAAGGUCAGUCACAAAUGUCAGGUGUAUCAGCUGCCUUAAUAAAGCUAUCAACUUACAUGUCACGACUCAAUUGUGAGACUCACAUAAUGGCCAAAAUAACCCUGCAACAUGUAAACUAUGAGCUUUUAACUUGCAUUUAGGAGAGGGGUUGUUAUGAUAUGAGUAUGAUGAUAUGAAAAGUAAUUCUGAUUUAAAGUCAUAAUGCAAGUUUAAACUAGAGCUUUCUAACUUAAAAACAAACAAUUGUGAUUUAUAAAAGUCCCAAUUAUCUUUUUUAUAUAUAUAUAUAUAUAUAUUAUCCGUGGACACCUGCUUUCAUAGAUUGUACUAUAUUUGUGGUGCUGUUUUGCUACUGCUGUUUCACUUUGCAAUAAAAAGAAAAGGAGCACAAUCCACUGAACAACCCUGCACAUGUCCUGUGAUGAAGCAGAAUGCAUUCGUUGUAGGUCUAGUGUGGUGGAGACGGUCUCACUGUGAUGCUUGGCCUCUGAACGAGUACUGAAGUGAUGUCACGUUUUUAUUGUACCGUACUUUUUAUUUUACUGUCAUUUGUAGCUGCAGUGCAGCGAGAGAGAGAGAGACGUUCCUCUACUGCACCGCUGACAAAUGUUAUUUUAAUAAAGCAUUGUUGGAUCAGUUAGACUCCUUUCUGAUCAUAGAAAUCAGUGUUUAUAGGCCACACAUCUAUCAAGAGUUUAUACAGUACUAUGAAAAUACUUUAAUAAAUACUUUGUGUGUAUUUUUGUCACAAUUUA